UUUAUAUAAUUAUAUGUUGUUCAUGCUGAUGAUACUAGUAACUGGCAGUUUAUCCGUUGUUUUUCACCAGCUAAUGAAAGUGAAGUAGGCUUGUAAAACUACAUCGAGUAAUUUGUUGUUUUGCUUCUUGUUCUUCCAGGCAGAGCCUUCACCAACUACUGGUUCUCUCAUUAAGCCUCCGACAGUGCAUGGCUCUGUCACUUCUAGUGCAUAUUCAGCGACUGCUCUGUGUUCCAAUCCUAUCGACGAAAGAAAUCCCAGCUGCUUUGAGUUUAAACCCCCUCCUAGAUCAAAUCUGGCACCUGCAGAUAAAACCAUCUUAGAAGCGAACAAUCUCUGCAGAUCCAAGGUCAAUACCGGAUUGUAUCGUUUACUCCAUCAGCUCCAGUUAAGAAUGAGAUGGCUGGCUCUUCGAAUGAGUUGAGCCUCUCUGUACCAGUUCAUACAGCUACUUCUGUGGCUAGUGUUCCUGCUGAAGCCAUGUAGACAAAUUAAACCAUUGGGAACCCAAAUAGUGGGAUUCAGUCAGGGCAGACUGAUCAAAGAGUAACAGGCUCAUCCAUGAUAUCCGAUGAUGGAUACAACUGGAGAAAGUAUGGACAGAAACAUGUCAAAGGAAGUGAAUUUCCACGCAUUUAUUACAAAUGUACACAUCCUAAUUGCGAAGUGAAAAAGCUAUUUUAGCAAUCUCAUGAUGGGCAGAUUACGGACAUAAUAUACAAAGGUACACAUGAUCAUCCUAAACUUGAACCUAGUCGCCCGUAUUCUUCUGGAAAUACCAUGUCUGUACAAGAAGAAAGAUCUGAUAAGGUGCCAUAUUUGACUGGAGGAGAUGACAAGUCAUCCAGCAUGUAUGGCCAGAUGGCUCAUAGUAUUGAUCCAAAUUGUACAGCAGAUCUAUCUCCGGUCACAGCUAAUGAUGAUAAUGUGGGUGAUGCUGAUGCUGAUGAUCCUUUCUCAAAGCGAAGGAAGUUGGAUGGUGGGACUGAUAUCACCCCUGUGGUGAAGCCAAUCCGGGAACCACGUAUUGUCGUACAGACUUUGAGUGAAGUUGAUAUCCUGGAUGAUGGGUAUCGAUGGCCCAAAUAUGGGCAAAAAGUAGUGAGAGGAAAUCCUAAUCCUAGGUACAUAUCAUGAAGAUUUGAUUAAAUGAUAAUAGUGGUAUGUUUCAAGAUAUGAUUUUUAGAACAGUAUAUUGGUUGGCAUGAAACUCCAUUGGAAGCAUUCUGGCUUUUGCGCAUUGUCAUGAAUUAGAGAUAUGUUUCUCAGUUCUUCUAGAGAA
Messenger RNA from Hibiscus syriacus, 1282 nucleotides. Its product is annotated as probable WRKY transcription factor 20. The transcript is spliced from 4 exons. Bases 781 to 1137 code for a protein of 118 amino acids. The record is from RefSeq and is a predicted model, not a curated record. NCBI's taxonomy places the organism in Eukaryota, Viridiplantae, Streptophyta, Magnoliopsida, Malvales, Malvaceae. Gene Ontology annotation, molecular function: sequence-specific DNA binding; DNA-binding transcription factor activity. Gene Ontology annotation, biological process: regulation of DNA-templated transcription.